Molecule: messenger RNA, 846 nt
Organism: Arabis nemorensis
Lineage: Eukaryota; Viridiplantae; Streptophyta; Magnoliopsida; Brassicales; Brassicaceae
Source: the annotation of a GenBank genome assembly
AUGGGUAGAAAAAAGAAAUCGAGAGCUUGGACUGCAGAAGAAGAUGAGGUUGAGAUGGACAACAAUGAUGGAUCAUCUUGCGAGAGAAGUCUCUACGAGGUUAUUGGCGUUGAGAGAACAGCUACUCCACAGGAAAUAAGGAAAGCAUACCAUAAAUUGGCAUUGCGGCUUCACCCGGAUAAAAAUCAGGAUGAUGAGGAAGCUAAAGAGAAAUUCCAGCAGCUGCAAAAGGUGAUGUCAAUUCUUGGGGAUGAAGAGAAAAGAGCAGUCUAUGAUCAAACUGGCUCAGUUGAUGAUGCUGAUCUUGCUGGUGAUGCAUUUGAGAACUUGCGGGAUUUCUUCAAGGCCAUGUACAAGAAGGUCACCGAAGCAGAUAUUGAAGAGUUUGAGGCAAACUACAGGGGAUCUGAGUCAGAGAAGAAAGACUUACUUGAGCUGUUCAACAAGUUUAAGGGUAAAAUGAACAGGCUAUUCUGCUCAAUGCUUUGCUCGGACCCCAAGCUUGAUUCACACCGUUUCAAAAACAUCCUCGAUGAGGCCAUCGCAGCAGGAGAAGUGAAAUCAAGCAAGGCGUAUGAGAAAUGGGCAAAGAAAAUUUCAGAAAUGAAACCGGCCACCAAUCCAUCGAGGAGGAGGCAGAAGUCAAAAAAGGAUCCAGAGACGGAUCUUGCCUUGUUGAUUUCGCAGCGAAGAGAGGAGAGGAAAGGGCAAGUGGAUGCAAUGUUUUCAUCACUCAUCUCUAGGUAUGGCGGUAAUGCGGAAGCAGAGCCCACCGAAGAAGAAUUCGAAGCUGCCAAGAAAAGGAUCGAAAACUGGAGACCAUCCAAGAAAUCGAAAAGAAAGUAA